Molecule: messenger RNA, 1451 nt
Organism: Nicrophorus vespilloides
Lineage: Eukaryota; Metazoa; Arthropoda; Insecta; Coleoptera; Silphidae
Product: 1,5-anhydro-D-fructose reductase
Exons: 6
Coding region: 108-1085 (325 amino acids)
Cellular component (GO): cytosol
Molecular function (GO): aldose reductase (NADPH) activity
Source: RefSeq, a predicted model, not a curated record
AUUACUCCACAUCCACAGACGCAUUCCUUCGGAAGAAUCGUUGUGGUAACCACUGCACCUUCCCACCUGUUUCAAACCAGUUAACGGUUUAUACCGACUGACGAAAGAUGUUCUACUGUACUUUAAAUACUGGGGCCCAAAUGCCUGCUCUAGGCUUCGGCACUUGGCAAGCAACAGAGGAUGAACUUGAGAAAGCUUUGGAGGCGGCUUUGGAAGCAGGGUAUCGCCACAUCGACACGGCUUUCGUAUACGAAAAUGAACAUGUUAUAGGUCGUGUCUUAAAACGUUGGAUGGACGAAGGAAAAGUCAAACGUGAAGACCUUUUCAUUGUCUCAAAAGUACCGCCGAUGGGAAAUAAACCGGAAGGAGUCCCGAAAUAUUUAAAUAAAACCUUAGAAGCUCUUCAGUUGGAUUAUCUGGAUAUUUACUUGAUCCAUACGCCAUUCGCAUUCGUUGAUAUCGGAAACGUUUUUCCCAUGGGUGAAGAUGGCAAAAUUAUGAUGGAUAAAUCUAACGAUCACGUAGCAACUUGGAAGGUUAUGGAGGAACAAGUUGAUAAUGGAAAGGCCAAAGCGAUUGGAAUCUCAAAUUUCAACAUUUCGCAAAUUUCCAGGAUUUUGAAUAACUCCCGCAUCAAGCCUUGCAAUUUGCAGGUCGAGUUACAUGCAUACAUGCAGCAAACGGAACUUGUUGAUUUUUGCAAGAAAAACGACAUCGUGGUCACAGCCUAUUCGCCGCUGGGAUCUCCUGGUUUGGGUGCUUUCUUUAAGCUUUUGGGACAAGAAAAGGAAGUUCCCAAUCUCUUCAACAACAAUGUAGUGAUGAAGGUUGCUGAGAAGUAUAACAAAAGUCCAGCUCAGGUGCUCCUGCGACACGGCCUUCAAAAAGGUCUGGUGGUAAUCCCCAAGAGCACCAACGAGAAACGUCUCAGAUCCAACAUCGAUAUAUUCGACUUCGAGUUAAACGAAGAGGAUAUGAAGCAGUUGAAUGGAGUGGAUAAAGGAAGCGCAGGACGUAUACUGGAUUUCAGCAUGUUCAUUGGAGUCAAGGAACAUCCAGAAUAUCCUUUCCCUGAAUUAAAGUAAUAAAUGCAAGAAAAUUAUUCACUACAUUAUGUAAAACCAUAAGGAGCACCAAGUACGCUUCCACUCGUCUGCGAUUUAGUACUUGAAAGAAGAAAAAUCUCUAUUUGCAACCUACGUAGAAUUGCGUUCACCUGCGAUAGUUUAAUUUAUAAAAAUUAUAUAAUAAUUCAAUUUACACGGAUUUUACACAGUGUACAACAUCUCUUCUUAUAAUUAGUAUAUAUAUUUAUAUGUAGAAUCCUUAAUAACUAAAUCCUUGAUGUGCGAUUCCGUUUAUUAUCGAUGUUUAUUAUCAUUAUUGUUCUUCGUACGCGAAUUAAUUGACUUAUGCUAAGCAACUUUGAAUAAAAUGAAUAAUGAACACUU